CUGACCGGAAAAUUGAUGCAAUCAACGAAGCAGUCCUCCGCUUCGUCACCUUCGUCGAGUGUGCACAACUUCGCCGAAGGUCAGUCGAGCAAUCACCAACAGGAGGACCUCGACGCGAUCGCGAAACAGAUUUCCGAUCACGCCGAAGCUAUCUAUCAAACAUGGAAGGCCCGUGGCCUAGCGCCAACUGAAAUCCUUAACUGCCAACUGCCAACGGCGGACGGUGAGAAUGCUUUUAGCAAAACCUUGAGCCCUACGACAACUACCGCUACCUCUUCCGCUUCACCGGGGUCACCGUCCUUGCCGUCAUCGUCUACCGUAAACCAGAAAUCCGCUUCCGGUGUUGCUGAACUUUUAGCGCAAGCACCCGAACUAUCCAACAACAGCCUAGAGCAGUUGGUCAGUUCGUUUGUGAACGAAGACAAGGCUCGGAUUGCUGCGCAGAAACGAGGUGCUGGACGACCGGUUUCCGCUGGGUCCGCUAUCAAGAGUGUGCUUCAAAAGUUCGAACAAAACGGUGCACAGAACCUGAACACAUCCCCUAUCAACAAACCCAACUACAUUCGGCCAGUUAGUACUACACCGAGCAAGGUGAACAACAACAACAACAAUAAUAACCUCAGUACUCUGAACAACAAUAAUGUUCCAGACGUCCUGAAAGAUACAAUCGUUGAAAAACCCCGUGAAAAGCCACAGACUCCGGUUAAACCGGAUCACUUGCUGAACCAUGUUCCUAGUUGGCCGCUGAAAAAUCGUGUAGUGAAAACUAGCGGUCCAAGUAGUUCCGAUAAAGUUAAUCACCAUCACACGCCAAUUUCGACCAGUUCCGGUAGCAGCAGUAGUAGUAACAGUGGCCUUAGUAGCAUCGCCGGUGGAACCGGCUUUCUCUCCAAGAACACCGCCGAGCUUAUGGAUGAAGUUUCCCGAGAAGAAGAACGUUUGAUCAACGCACUGAAAACGGGAACUGUCCUUAACAGCAGCGAUAAUCUACUUCCGGAGGUAAUAACCUCGACCCUCCCUGAUCGGGACAUUCCCGACUACGGAUACAGUAGCAAUCGACCGCUCGACAUGGUCACUUCGUCGACUGUAGUAGCCAACGGUUCUACCAAUGGCACAACCAACGGUACCAACGGUACGAAUGGUACGAAUGGUAUCAGCGCUGGCGCUGGCACCGACACCAACAACUCCGGUGCCCCAAACGCCGCCGGCGUUAAACACUGGAACGGGGUUCCGAUGAAACCCAACCACAUACCGAUCCUCAACAUUCACCAAAUCCAUGAACAGCACAAGCUGUCGACAAACUUUACCCGCAAUGUCGCAACCACAAGACUGCCGAAAGAUUUUGGCCGCCCGGCGGCCUCGGAUGACAAGAAGGAGUUCCAGGCGAAGACCAUUCCGAGCCCGAUCCGGCCGUUCCUGUCGCGGGGCUCCGUGGCCGAGCGGGUGCUCAUCUUCGAGAAGUGCCCGGAGAAGGCACCGCCCCGGGAGCGUGCGAAGGAGCCAGUCAAGGUGCAGUCCAAACCUGUCAACAGACUGAUCCCGCCAAACAUUCAUACCACGCUUCAGCGGCAUCUGAAGAAUUCAACGAAGGCUCCCUACAUACCACAAUUCCACUUCCCGAAUGGCAAACCUCCACCGGCCAUCACGACGGAAACGACCAUGCAGCGAUUGGAGCAGGUCUUCGAGAAUCUGCCCAACUACGAGUGCCCCCGAGACAAGUUCCAUAUGAUUGUCACGAUGUGCCAAGUGCCGCUUUACUGGCGGGUUCCCCUAUUCAUGUGCACCCCGCUGACUGCCAGCGGUUGCGUGAAUGGCGACAAAUUCAUUAGCUUCUGGCGACAGAUGACCUCCUUCUGCCACGACCCGGCGUCCCGGUUCACAUUUAUCAUGUCCCGAGGGGAUCGCACCAGGCCAUACAUCCUGCCGGAAGACUUUGCCUCGCUAAUACAAGAUGUCGUGGACACACACCCGGGCCUGGCGUUCCUCAAGGAAGCGGCUGAAUUUCACUCGCGGUACGUCCACACGGUGAUAGCCCGGGUCUACUACAAUGUGAACCGUAGCUGGACGGGGAAGAUCACUGUACCAGAACUGCGGAAGAGCAACCUGCUCGAUGUGAUACAACUGCUGGAAGAGGAAGAAGAUAUCAACCAGAUCAUGGCGUACUUCAGCUAUGAGCACUUCUACGUCAUUUACUGUAAGUUUUGGGAGCUAGACCGGGAUCACGACCUGUACAUUGACCAACAGGAUCUGGCCCGGCACAACGAUCAUGCACUAUCGUCCCGCAUGAUCGAGCGUAUUUUCUCCGGCUGUGUGACGCGCGGUCCGCGGCGGGGCAAUGCCAACCCGAUCGUGGUGGGUCCCAACGGACCGAAAAUGUCCUACACGGACUUUGUUUGGUUCCUGCUCGCCGAAGAGGACAAGACACACCCGACGGCCAUCGAGUAUUGGUUCCGGUGCAUGGACGUUGACGGCGAUGGAAUGCUGUCGAUGUACGAGCUGGAGUACUUCUACGAGGAACAACAGCACCGCAUGGAAUCGCUCGGAAUCGAGACGCUACCCUUUGAAGACUGUUUGUGCCAGAUGCUGGAUAUGAUCAAACCGACCACGCCCGGCUGUGUCACGCUCGCCGAUCUGAAACGGUGCAAGAUGACGCCCAUCUUCUUCGAUACGUUCUUCAAUCUGGAGAAGUACAUGGAGCACGAACAGCGGGAUCCAUUUGCGCAGCGUGAUAAUGAUGAUGUAGGAACCGCAGUCGGCUUCAGCCGACCGUUAUAA
Messenger RNA from Armigeres subalbatus, 2775 nucleotides. RefSeq lists its product as uncharacterized. The record is from RefSeq and is a predicted model, not a curated record. Gene Ontology annotation, molecular function: calcium ion binding; protein phosphatase regulator activity. Gene Ontology annotation, biological process: protein dephosphorylation. The coding region runs from base 16 to 2775 and encodes 919 amino acids. Gene Ontology annotation, cellular component: protein phosphatase type 2A complex. NCBI's taxonomy places the organism in Eukaryota, Metazoa, Arthropoda, Insecta, Diptera, Culicidae. The transcript is spliced from 7 exons.